Sparassis crispa is the source of this 255-nucleotide messenger RNA. RefSeq lists its product as hypothetical. The coding region runs from base 1 to 255 and encodes 84 amino acids. The record is from RefSeq and is a predicted model, not a curated record. NCBI's taxonomy places the organism in Eukaryota, Fungi, Basidiomycota, Agaricomycetes, Polyporales, Sparassidaceae. The transcript has a single exon.
AUGCAUGCGGGUUUGCGGGCUGCUGAGCAUGUAUCUGCAGAACGCGGUGAGUUGGAGGCACGUCCCGAGAACUAUGGCCGAAAGUGCCUGAGGGAGCGCAAUGAGAUGGAGAUGGCGACAGGUCUCGGACAAGCGGAGAGCAUCGAGUGGAUGGAGAAAAGAGGUAACAAGAAGGAGAACAUCGUCGUUGAGGGACAGGCUCAUGCUGUCCCAGCGUCUGUUGCGGUCACCUCGCGGCAGAGGGCGCUGGUUUAG